CUGUUCGAUAUUUUUUAACAGUUUCCAACACUUCAAUGGGAUAAAAAGUCACAGGAUUAUAUUUUGGCUUCAUUUGGGUUGGGAUACGUAAUCCUUCAGAUACCAGCAGGCCAAAUCGUUCACCGGUUUGGUACGCGGUACCUUCUUACUGGCGCGUUGGUCAUAAAUGGAUUAAUUUCUUUUUUCACUCCAUGGGCGGCUUAUCACGCAGGUUGGAUAUUUGUCAUGGUUCUCCGGAUGAUUCAAGGCUUAGGCCAGUCUUGUUUCGUAGCAGGUAUGCACAGGGCAUUUGGAAAAUGGGCACCGUUAGAAGAAAGAAGCCAAUUGACUGCGUUUGCAUAUGGAGGGCAACCUUUAGGUACCGUUGUGGGGCUGCUAUUGACAGGCUAUUUAGCAGCUUCGCCUGUUGGAUGGCCGGGAGUUUUCCGCUUUUAUGGGCUUUUAUCACUGUUCGUCGCGAUCAUUUUCUGCCUCCUAGGAGCUGACUCACCGGGACAACAUCCGCGAAUUUCUGUUGCUGAGAGACAAUACAUCGAAGAGUCUCUGAGAAAUACUGAGGAAAAAAGAAAGAAACAUCUCAAAGUUCCUUGGAAAAAGUUACUAUGCUGUAGAGGGGUGAUCGCUGUCGCAAUAGCCCAUGUCGGCCAGGGGUGGUUUCAGAUAACAAUGUACUCCGAGAUUCCUUCCUUUAUGGACAAAGUAAUGGAGGUUGAUAUAAAAAUUAACGGCCUUCUGACAGCAUUACCUUUCCUUGUUAUGUGGUUUACCAACUUUUUCUUUAGUUGGUUCAUCGAUAUGAUUAUUGCCAAGAAGUGGCUCUCUGUCACCAAUGCUAGAAAAUUAGCUCAAAGUAUAGGUACUAUACCAACGAUAUUAGGACUAUUGUCUCUCGCCUACGUGAAGAAAGACAUUGUUGUCGUGGAGACGAUUCUUAUCAUCACUUGCGCUUGUGAGCCGGCAGUGUUUUCGGGAUUUUUCGUAAACGUCAUCGAUUUAGCUCCAAACUUUGCUGGCACUAUUAUAAGCAUUAGCAACUUUACAACACAAGUAUUUGGCUCCAUGGCACCUGUAGUCGCUGGAUUCGUACUUAAUGAGGACGUUACAAGCCAGCAUCUUUGGGCGAAGUUAUUUUUCAUAGUAAGUGGGGUUUAUUUGGUAACUUAUUUGAUAUACGUCUCAAUUGGCUCAGCUGAAGUUCAAAAAUGGAAUGACCCUGAAGAAGAAACGAGAAAAAAUGUAGUGACAGGAGAAGAAAAUCCAAUGCUACAUACUACAUGAUUUAAUUAUUUCAAAAU
Cydia splendana is the source of this 1295-nucleotide messenger RNA. RefSeq names its product putative inorganic phosphate cotransporter. Gene Ontology annotation, biological process: transmembrane transport; monoatomic anion transport. Bases 226 to 1278 code for a protein of 350 amino acids. The record is from RefSeq and is a predicted model, not a curated record. The transcript is spliced from 8 exons. NCBI's taxonomy places the organism in Eukaryota, Metazoa, Arthropoda, Insecta, Lepidoptera, Tortricidae. Gene Ontology annotation, cellular component: membrane. Gene Ontology annotation, molecular function: transmembrane transporter activity.